GGGAUGAGGAACUGCAGAGGUUUUAAAAGUUGAACGGUUUUGGUGCCCAAGAAAGAACAAAACAAGUUCUAUAACGUACAUGAAUCAGCUCUUCAUGUUAGUCUGGUCCAAGGGGCAGAACGAGGCAAAAGCACCACCAUCAGCACCGGCCAGGUCUCGGCCAUACCAAGGUGUUCGAGUGAGAGAUCCAGUCAAAGAAUUGCUGAGAAGGAAGAGAAACCUGCAGUUCCACAGCACAAAGACAGCGCCCUCUACUGUGGAUGCGGGCCAUCAGAACCACCAGACGUUAUACACACAAGGCGUCUUUGGGUCUGACGGUCCUGUUAGCUCGCCAGCUGAGACGUCGCCUUCAGGUAAUGAUAGAGGGCUGCAGUGUGCGGGAUGGAAAGCUCCGCCUCCUACCACUAACCCCGGCCUGCAGCCUGCCGUACCAACAUGGACCUCACCAAACGGUAACCAGCGGGAACCCUCAGCUCAAGCACUGGCCUACCCAGGAACCACCGCUCUCACAGCAGACAUGUACAUGCCGACCCUUUGCCCCAGCUACACCAUGCUGACCUACACCCACACGCCACUGCUCACUAAUUUUGGGACCAUACCUAUGGCUCCAGCACCAUCCUCCUUCCCACAGAUGGAUCUUAAAGAUUCAGGGAUGACGUACCUCCCCUGGGCCCAGCCCCUCAACACCAUAUCCACUAUGUCCAGUACAGGAGUCCAGUUUACACCUGGGUCUGCAAGCUUGCCUGGGACACCUCUGGUUCACAUGCCUCUGUCCAUGUCUUUGACCACCGUGAUCCCUCAACUUGAGGCCCAGAGUGUUGACUCUCACCUCCAGAUCCUGGACCUCCCGCAAUGUUCAGACCAUCAACUGAACCGUGAAACACAAGCACAGUCUCUGGAUGAUGAUUCGGGUAUUGAACCAGAAUCACCAAAUCUGCUGGAUAAACUUCUGGAUCAAAAGGAUGCUGAAGAAGAACAAGAGUGCAAGAGUUUUUACAGUAGCUCAUUCUUUCUAGCCAGUGACUGAAGGAGUCCAUUUUACUUGUGGAAAGUUUUCAGAAAACAGAAAAUACCGGCAUUUAUCAGGACAAUAAUUUAGGCUUAUCACAUUGAGGUGCAACUGACACCAUUAAAAGCUUCAGUGAGUUUCCACAGAACUUUUACAACAGACAUCUUACACGGUCCACAUUGCAGUGAUUAGUGUCCUUUGUGUCGGGCCACCAAAAGAACUUCAUUGUGCAAGUAUUUCUGCUUCUAAUUCCUUCCUCAGCACCCAUUUGGUCACAUUAUCAUAGAAGAUUAUGCCACUUUGUCACAGCUAACAAGCUUUGUUAGCAUGCUAAAGCUCCACUAACUUUCAUCCGAGGAAACCAUGUCUUUCAGGUUCAUUGUGGAUACCCUCUCAACCUUGUCGUCAUCAUUGCAUGGUCUUGGAAAUUCCACAGUGGUUAAAACAAAGAGUUCAAAAUACCUUAUUUUCAUUGCGACCAGGCUUUGGCAAUAGCUUGCAUUUCCAUUUACGUUGUAAGGUUGUCAUAAAUGUCACAAUGUCACCUGGAGGUUUACUGGACACAGCUGCUUUAGCACGUGUCACAUGGUACAAGUAUGUCAUCAAACCUCUUGCUAGAUCAGAUUCAUGGCUGACUGAGAUCUUUAAAUGUUAAUGUGUCAGUGAUGGACCGUGAUCUUCUGAGAUGCACAUCCAUGAACGUGAGGAAAGCGGCUUUAGUUGCUAAAUUUGUUUGUUGAUAUCAGCAUUUUAACAACUAUCUCUACCUUUCUUGGACUUAUUAAAUUCAAUUCAUUUUAUUUCAUUUAUAUAGCACCAAAUCACAACAAAAUUGCCUCAAGAUGCUUCACACAAGUAAGGUCUAACCUUACCAACCCCCAGAGCAAGCACACAGGCGACAGUGGUAAAAAGAAAAACUCAAUUCAAUAUCAAUAUCAUAUAAUUCAAUAUCAUUUUUAGGAUUCACUGCAGUGAAUUGAUUCACAAUUGCUCUCUAUCACCUGCUGGCAUGGACUGGCAGAAUUAAAAAAAAAAAACAGUGAAGGACUAUAGCAG
Molecule: messenger RNA, 2065 nt
Organism: Thalassophryne amazonica
Lineage: Eukaryota; Metazoa; Chordata; Actinopteri; Batrachoidiformes; Batrachoididae
Product: POU domain class 2-associating factor 1
Exons: 5
Coding region: 80-1027 (315 amino acids)
Biological process (GO): positive regulation of transcription by RNA polymerase II
Cellular component (GO): RNA polymerase II transcription regulator complex
Molecular function (GO): transcription coactivator activity; DNA binding; POU domain binding
Source: RefSeq, a predicted model, not a curated record